Messenger RNA from Solanum dulcamara, 567 nucleotides. RefSeq lists its product as uncharacterized. Bases 116 to 334 code for a protein of 72 amino acids. Lineage: Eukaryota; Viridiplantae; Streptophyta; Magnoliopsida; Solanales; Solanaceae. The record is from RefSeq and is a predicted model, not a curated record. The transcript has 2 exons.
GAGGAGGUCACUAUAGUCAUUUUGGUGGAAACAGAGAAUUAGAAGUGCUCUUUCCCAGUAGGCGACUAUCCAAAUUCUCAACUCUCACAGGCACAACUGAAGACGAGACAGGAAGAUGGGUGGGGGAAUGGAGUACAACAAGAACAAGUGGAUCGAGGAAUGGGGAACCGCAAGGGAGAAUCUGGAGCUCAACUUCCGUUGGAGUCGACGAAACCUGGCGCUUGUAGGUAUCUUCGGUAUCGCCAUCCCUGUCUUGGUUUACAAAGGAAUCGUCAAAGAGUUCCAUUUGCAUGAUGAUGAGUGGGGCAGGCCACGCACAAAGUUUUUACCAUAAAGCAUUUAGAGCUCUGUAAUAAUCUUGGAAGGAAGACAAUUAAAUUCUUCCUAGGUGUAUCCUCAGCGAGUUGAUUUCUGUUUUUGAAUUCUUCCUAGGUACCCUCAACUUGUCAAUUUCUGUUUGGACUAAUUGUUUCUCAAAAUAAUUUUGGAGAUGUCCUUUGAAAUCUCAACUCUUGGUGGCUUUCAAUAUGGUUAUAUCUCAUGAGUGGUAUAUGAACUUUGUCUUGA